CUACUCCCACUAUAAAUACUCUUCUUCAUCAUCAUCAUCAUCAAACAUCUUCUUCCAGACUCCAUUGUUGAACAUCAUGAAGCUUUCUCCAUUUACAGUCGUUAUCAUCAUCGCUCUUCUCUUCACCUCCGCCAUCGCAAUUUCUCCAUCCGCCGCUCCAAGUGGAUUUGGAUGCGAUAACAAAUGCGAGGUGAGGUGUUCCAGAUCGGGAUGGAAAGAUCGAUGUCUGAAAUAUUGCGGGAUCUGCUGCGGAAAAUGCAAUGGUUGCGUUCCGUCGGGUCCGUACGCAAGUAAGGCACAAUGUCCGUGCUAUCGUGAUAUGAAGAACCCAAAGGGCAGAGACAAGUGCCCUUGAAUUUUUCAUGACUCGCUUUUUAUUUUUUAUUAUAUGGUUUUCGGUUACGGAUUUUAUGCGAAUAAAAAUCUCGAACCAAGAAUUCCGUACCCUUAAAAUGAUCGGUAAGUGGGACGUUAUGGUGUUUGUCUUCGAGAAAUCUUGCAUUCAGAUUCACAUGUGAUGUCGUUUGAUUUGUUUUCUAUAAGGAAAUUAUAUUUAAAGAACAUUGUUCGAGUAAAGUUUGAAGG
Messenger RNA from Cynara cardunculus var. scolymus (artichoke), 585 nucleotides. Its product is annotated as peamaclein-like. Bases 77 to 355 code for a protein of 92 amino acids. The transcript has 2 exons. The record is from RefSeq and is a predicted model, not a curated record. Lineage: Eukaryota; Viridiplantae; Streptophyta; Magnoliopsida; Asterales; Asteraceae.